Molecule: messenger RNA, 1128 nt
Organism: Clonostachys byssicola
Lineage: Eukaryota; Fungi; Ascomycota; Sordariomycetes; Hypocreales; Bionectriaceae
Source: the annotation of a GenBank genome assembly
AUGGAGGAAGAAGUUGCCGCCCUCGUCAUCGACAAUGGUUCGGGUAUGUGCAAGGCCGGUUUCGCCGGUGAUGAUGCUCCCCGAGCUGUUUUCCCCUCCAUUGUCGGUCGUCCCCGUCACCAUGGUAUCAUGAUUGGUAUGGGCCAGAAGGACUCCUACGUCGGUGACGAGGCUCAGUCCAAGCGUGGUAUCCUGACUCUCCGCUACCCCAUUGAGCACGGUGUUGUCACCAACUGGGACGAUAUGGAGAAGAUCUGGCAUCACACUUUCUACAACGAGCUGCGUGUUGCUCCUGAGGAGCACCCCGUCCUGCUCACUGAGGCCCCCAUCAACCCCAAGUCCAACCGUGAGAAGAUGACCCAGAUCGUCUUCGAGACCUUCAACGCUCCCGCCUUCUACGUCUCCAUCCAGGCCGUUCUGUCUCUGUACGCUUCCGGUCGUACCACUGGUAUCGUUCUGGAUUCCGGUGAUGGUGUUACUCACGUUGUCCCUAUUUACGAAGGUUUCGCCCUUCCCCACGCUAUUGCCCGUGUCGAUAUGGCUGGUCGUGAUCUUACCGACUACCUCAUGAAGAUCCUGGCCGAGCGCGGUUACACCUUCUCCACCACUGCCGAGCGUGAAAUCGUCCGUGACAUCAAGGAGAAGCUCUGCUACGUCGCCCUCGACUUCGAGCAGGAGAUCCAGACUGCUGCCCAGAGCUCAAGCUUGGAGAAGUCCUACGAGCUUCCCGACGGUCAGGUCAUCACCAUUGGCAACGAGCGAUUCCGUGCUCCUGAGGCUCUCUUCCAGCCUUCUGUCCUGGGUCUUGAGAGCGGUGGUAUCCACGUCACCACUUUCAACUCCAUCAUGAAGUGCGAUGUCGAUGUCCGAAAGGAUCUCUACCUGAACAUUGUCAUGUCUGGUGGUACCACCAUGUACCCCGGUCUCUCCGACCGUAUGCAGAAGGAGAUCACCUCUCUUGCUCCUUCUUCCAUGAAGGUCAAGAUUGUUGCUCCUCCCGAGCGAAAGUACUCCGUCUGGAUCGGUGGUUCUAUUCUGGCUUCUCUGUCUACCUUCCAGCAAAUGUGGAUCUCCAAGCAGGAGUACGACGAGAGCGGCCCCAGCAUCGUCCACCGCAAGUGCUUCUAA